Molecule: messenger RNA, 468 nt
Organism: Pisolithus orientalis
Lineage: Eukaryota; Fungi; Basidiomycota; Agaricomycetes; Boletales; Pisolithaceae
Exons: 2
Coding region: 1-468 (155 amino acids)
Source: RefSeq, a predicted model, not a curated record
AUGGGGAUUUGUGGGGAGAAACUCCAAAGGGCAGGAGGGGGGGUGGGCAGAUCUGAUCUGGGUCAUGGAAGUCAGCUCCAAUUCAUGUCAGAAUGGUGUCCAUGGAAAGCUGAUAUUGAGUGGAUGCUGGGGAUACUGCAUCAGCUCAAUAUGAAUGGGUGGAUGGCUGGCAAUACCCUGAUUAGUGGGACUUGCAUCCAGGGUACAGCUUGUGAGAUCUGGAUGACUCAAAUCAGGUCUGAUUCAUGCUGGAAUGGUAUCCAUGGAAAGCUGCUGUUCAAUGGGCAGAUGGCUGGCAAUAGUCUGAUUAAUACCAAAUACAUCCAGGGUGCAGCAUGCAAGAUCUGGGUUGCUCAAAUCAGCUCUGAUUCAUGCCAGAAUGGUGUCCAUGGAAAGCCGCUGUUGAGUGGAUGCUGGGGAUACCUCAUCCACUCAAUACAGAUGGGCAGAAGGCUGGCAAUAGUCUGA